Olea europaea var. sylvestris is the source of this 1907-nucleotide messenger RNA. RefSeq names its product probable 26S proteasome non-ATPase regulatory subunit 3. Gene Ontology annotation, molecular function: enzyme regulator activity. The coding region runs from base 177 to 1640 and encodes 487 amino acids. Gene Ontology annotation, cellular component: proteasome complex; proteasome regulatory particle, lid subcomplex. The record is from RefSeq and is a predicted model, not a curated record. Gene Ontology annotation, biological process: ubiquitin-dependent protein catabolic process; regulation of protein catabolic process. The transcript has 9 exons. NCBI's taxonomy places the organism in Eukaryota, Viridiplantae, Streptophyta, Magnoliopsida, Lamiales, Oleaceae.
AUGCGUGAAAUGACUAAAGAGCCCCCUGUCGUUCAUGAUAUUAACUGGAGAGAACUCCGCUGAGCUCGAAGCAGACGAAUUCUAGGAUUUCUUCAAAAAAUCUUACAAUCAUCGAAUCUCAGGUUCCGAUUUAAACUCGUAAUUUCUUCACAUCGGAAAUUAAAAUAUUUACCAAAAUGACUCAAGACGUUGAGAUGAAAGAGCAGUCCGCCCCCUCGAACCCCGUGUCCUCCGCUGCUCCCUCCACUUUCCAGCAAUUGAAGGAGAUAGUGUCCUUGAUUGAGAUGGGGGCCUAUUCACGAGAGGGUCGGAGGAUUGUUAGGGCGAUUAGGUCCACGAUUCAGUUAAGGAGGAAGUUCAAGGCUUCUGUGCUCUCUGCGUUUCUCAAUUUUGUGCUUCUACCUGGAUCCGAAGCGCAUUCUCGCCUAUCUUCUUACCUUCCCAAGGAGGAUGAGCAUGAUAUGGAAGUUGAUACUGCAUCAUCGACAACUCAAGUUCCUGUGAAGCACUCCUUGCCAGAGCUUGAGAUCUAUUGCUAUGUACUUGUUCUAAUAUUUCUGAUUGAUCAGAAGAGAUACAGUGAGGCUAAAGCCUGUUCUUCGGCUGGCAUUGCACGGGUAAAGAAUCUGAAUAGGCGAACUGUUGAUGUCAUAGCAGCUAGACUCUACUUCUACUACUCUCUCAGCUAUGAACUUACUGGUGAUCUUGCUGAAAUUCGUGGUAAUCUCCUUGCUUUGCAUCGGAUUGCAACAUUGCGCCAUGAUGAGUUGGGACAGGAAACACUUCUUAAUCUGCUGCUAAGGAAUUACCUCCACUACAACCUAUAUGAUCAAGCGGAGAAACUGAGGUCAAAGGCUCCUCGUUUUGAAGCUCAUUCAAAUCAGCAGUUUUGCCGGUAUCUCUUUUAUCUUGGAAAGAUCAGGACAAUUCAGUUGGAGUACACUGAUGCUAAAGAGUCCCUUCUCCAAGCUGCACGGAAAGCACCUGUUUCUGCUCUUGGUUUCCGAGUUCAAUGCAACAAGUGGGCUGUUAUUGUUCGCUUACUACUGGGAGAGAUUCCCGAGAGAACUGUUUUUAUGCAGAAAGGGAUGGAAAAAGCUUUGAGGCCAUACUUUGAGCUUACAAAUGCUGUUCGGAUUGGAGAUCUGAAGCUGUUUAAAACCGUUGCUGAGAGGUUUGCUAACACUUUUAGUGCAGACCGUACUAACAAUUUAAUUGUCAGGCUGCGCCAUAAUGUCAUUAGAACUGGGCUCCGCAACAUCAGUAUCUCAUACUCCCAGAUCUCACUUGUUGAUGUUGCUAAAAAGCUGAAAUUGGAUUCUGCAAACCCUGUUGCUGAUGCUGAGAGUAUUGUAGCCAAAGCAAUUCGCGAUGGUGCAAUUGAUGCCACACUAGAUCAUGCUAAUGGCUGUAUGAUAUCAAAGGAAACUGGGGAUAUCUACUCCACAAAUGAGCCUCAAAUUGCUUUCAACUCAAGAAUUGCUUUCUGCCUAAAUAUGCAUAACGAGGCAGUUCGUGCCCUUCGAUUCCCUCCUAAUUCCCACAAAGAGAAGGAAAGUGCAGAGAAGAGAAGGGAGAGACAACAGCAAGAGCAAGAGCUUGCUAAGCAUAUAGCUGAGGAGGAUGACGAUGAGUUCUAGUGAUGAGAAAGUGCGUUUUGUUGGACUGCAGGAUUCUCUCUUGCAGAGCGACGUCAUAACUAUCAAGAACAUUUCAUUUUCUCAUAAUGAUGGGGCUAUUUUUCUACAGUGGAUUCUUGCCUUCAUGUCCGAAUCUCAUAUGAGAUUCUGGUUUUAUACUUGAUCAUUUGUGGUUUUACUGUUCUGUAUUAAUACUCAGAAUCCCGUCUCUUCCUUUUUCGUUAAACACUAAAUAAAUUUCUUUAUGAGCUCAAGGUUGAUUCAAAA